This is a messenger RNA of Charadrius vociferus (killdeer), 1431 nucleotides long. It is a transcript of the gene KCNJ3, whose product is annotated as potassium inwardly-rectifying channel, subfamily J, member 3. Lineage: Eukaryota; Metazoa; Chordata; Aves; Charadriiformes; Charadriidae. The annotation marks the transcript as partial. The transcript is spliced from 3 exons. Gene Ontology annotation, biological process: regulation of monoatomic ion transmembrane transport; potassium ion import across plasma membrane. Gene Ontology annotation, molecular function: G-protein activated inward rectifier potassium channel activity. Gene Ontology annotation, cellular component: plasma membrane. The record is from RefSeq and is a predicted model, not a curated record.
CCCUCGGCAGGUGUGGGGGCGCUGCCCCCCCCCCGGGCGGCCCCGCGGGGGAAGCGGCAGCGGUUCGUGGAUAAGAACGGGCGGUGUAACGUGCAGCACGGGAACCUGGGGGGGGAGCCCAGCCGGUACCUCUCGGACCUCUUCACCACGCUGGUGGACCUCAAGUGGCGCUGGAACCUCUUCAUCUUCAUCCUCACCUACACCGUGGCCUGGCUUUUCAUGGCCUCCAUGUGGUGGGUGAUCGCCUACAUGCGGGGCGACCUGAACAAGGCGCACGACGACAGCUACACCCCCUGCGUGGCCAACGUCUACAACUUCCCCUCCGCCUUCCUCUUCUUCAUCGAGACCGAGGCCACCAUCGGCUACGGGUACCGCUACAUCACGGACAAAUGCCCGGAGGGCAUCAUCCUCUUCCUCUUCCAGUCCAUCCUGGGCUCCAUCGUGGAUGCCUUCCUCAUCGGCUGCAUGUUCAUCAAGAUGUCUCAACCCAAGAAGAGGGCCGAGACCCUGAUGUUCAGUGAGCACGCCGCCAUCUCCAUGCGGGACGGCAAGCUCACCCUCAUGUUCCGGGUGGGCAACCUCCGCAACAGCCACAUGGUCUCCGCGCAGAUCCGCUGCAAGCUGCUCAAAUCCCGCCAGACCCCGGAGGGUGAGUUCCUCCCGCUUGAUCAGCUGGAGCUGGACGUGGGCUUCAGCACGGGGGCCGACCAGCUUUUCCUCGUGUCCCCGCUCACCAUCUGCCACGUGAUAGACGCCAAGAGCCCCUUCUACGACCUCUCCCAGCGCAGCAUGCAAACGGAGCAGUUCGAGAUUGUCGUCAUCCUGGAGGGCAUCGUGGAAACGACGGGGAUGACGUGCCAAGCCAGGACAUCCUAUACCGAGGACGAGGUGCUCUGGGGUCAUCGGUUCUUCCCCGUUAUCUCCUUGGAAGAGGGAUUCUUUAAAGUCGAUUACUCCCAGUUCCACGCGACGUUUGAGGUCCCCACGCCGCCAUACAGCGUGAAGGAACAGGAGGAGAUGCUGCUCAUGUCCUCGCCCUUGAUAGCGCCCGCUGUGAGCAACAGCAAGGAAAGGAAUAACUCGGUGGAGUGCCUGGAUGGUCUUGACGAAGUUGGCACAAAACUACCUUCAAAACUGCAGAAAAUAACCGGGAGGGAAGACUUCCCCAAAAAACUCCUCAGGAUGAGUUCUACCACCUCUGAGAAGGCCUACAGCAUGGGGGAUUUACCCAUGAAACUCCAGCGGAUCAGCUCGGUCCCCGGGAAUUCAGAGGAGAAACUGGUGUCUAAAACCACAAAGAUGAUGUCGGAUCCGAUGAGCCAGUCGGUGGCCGACCUGCCGCCCAAGCUGCAGAAGCUGUCGGGCGGCGGCAGGAUGGAAGGGAACCUGCCACCCAAACUGCGGAAAAUGAAUUCGGACCGGUUUACAUAA